This is a messenger RNA of Trichoderma atroviride IMI 206040, 186 nucleotides long. The record is from RefSeq and is a predicted model, not a curated record. Lineage: Eukaryota; Fungi; Ascomycota; Sordariomycetes; Hypocreales; Hypocreaceae.
AUGUGUAUACAGGUGGAUAAGCAGUGGUCUUGUGGCCACGUCGGCUACUUUCAGAUCCGGUGGUGUGAGAAGUUGUUCAAGGGGUGCAAAGGGACGUCAGCUGCCCACGAUAUCAUCUAUCAGCUCGAGGAAUGCAGCGACUGUAUCCGGCGCAAAGGUCUCCCCAAGCCGUUUACCUCCAAAUAA